Messenger RNA from Letharia columbiana, 234 nucleotides. RefSeq lists its product as uncharacterized. The record is from RefSeq and is a predicted model, not a curated record. Lineage: Eukaryota; Fungi; Ascomycota; Lecanoromycetes; Lecanorales; Parmeliaceae. The transcript is spliced from 3 exons. Bases 1 to 234 code for a protein of 77 amino acids.
AUGUCUUCAACCGGCAACACCAACCCCGGCAACUUUGCCAAUCGCCCCAAGGAGGAAGUCUCCGAGAUUGCGAAGAAAGGAGGUCAGUCUAGCCACGAGGGCGGAUUCGCGAGCAUGGAUCCUGAGAAGCAGAAGGAAAUCGCAUCCAUGGGCGGUCAGGCCUCGAGCGGAUCGUUCGAGAAGGGCAGUGAAGCAGCCAAGGAGGCUGGAAGGAAGGGCGGAUCUUCUUCUUGA